This is a messenger RNA of Penicillium angulare, 2013 nucleotides long. Its product is annotated as zinc finger BED domain-containing protein. NCBI's taxonomy places the organism in Eukaryota, Fungi, Ascomycota, Eurotiomycetes, Eurotiales, Aspergillaceae. Bases 1 to 2013 code for a protein of 670 amino acids. Gene Ontology annotation, molecular function: DNA binding. The transcript is spliced from 3 exons. The record is from RefSeq and is a predicted model, not a curated record.
AUGGCUUACUCACAGAUAUCUCAAUCCCAGGACUCCUGUAUUGAUUCAGAUAUAGGUCUGAAUUUCACCUCCGACCCUUCCUAUCCAGAUAAUAUUUCCGACUUUAUCGGCAGCCAAACCCCAUUGACAUCUUUUUCGCAAACCCAAACUCCAGUUGCACCAACAUCUCUUAUCCGUCUUGGUCCUUAUCUACAAAAGCACUGGAUCCCAUAUCCUUCUGACUCUAGCUACGGCAAUAUGGAAGAAACUCGAAAGAAGUUUGUAGACUGGUGGCUUACUACUGAGUUCGGAUCGCAACCUCAGACAAGAAAAGAAAUUCACUGGGAAGGAAAAGCAACUUCCGAUGUCUGGGAUAGCUUCCAACAAGUUGCACACGAGAAAAGUGGGAAGCCUAGGGUAAUGUGUAAAUCAUGUCUCUGUACCAUCGGUCAUCCACGCUUCCGUCGAGCAGGGUCAUCACCUAUGAAUGCGCAUCUAAAGACAAGUACUUGUCCCCGAAAACCGACCCCAAAGAAAGGUAUUGAUCAACUUGUAAAGGAAAUGCCUAGUGGCCCAGCAAAACAAUCCUUUUCCCAAGAUCAACUCUCGAAGGCUAUACUUAGCUUUAUCACUACUGCCCAUCUACCCUUUCGUUUAAUUGAACAUCCCCAGUUCCGCAAUUUAGUCGACAUUAUUCAACAAGCUUCAACCAAGAUUACUGUUCCAUCUGCACGGACAAUUCGACGUUGCCUAGACUUGGUUGUCUCCGAGAAUCAGAAACAGACCCUUGCAAAGCUACCUAAUGGAAGCCGUUUGUCAAUUGCACUCGAUUGCUGGACAUCACCAUUCCAGCAGGCAUUUAUAGCUGUUACCGGAUAUUUUCUUGAUCAAAAAUGGAACUACUGUGAGGUUCUGCUUGGAUUCGAGCAUCUUCAUGGAUCCCACACCGGAGAGAAUCUCAGUAAAACUGUCACUCAGCUACUUGCCGAUCAUGGGAUCUCCGACCGGGUACUGUCAGUCACAACUGACAAUGCAACAAAUAACAAUACAUUGAUGACUGGUGUCCAAGAUACUCUCCAAGCACAGUGCAGCCGACGGUCUGAUCCUUUAAUCUUCCGGGUCCCAUGUAUUGUACAUGUGAUCCAGCUUAGCUUAACAGAGCUUCUUGGAAAGCUUAAGGCAGCCCCGUCCAAUAAACAGAUUGAUUUGGAGUGGUCGGAUGAAAGAACACAAUCCUUUCAGAGCAAACGAUCCAGCAAUCAUGUUCAGAUCACCGAGACUCUAAGAAAGAUUCGAGGUCUUGCGGUUUUUAUUAAUGCAAGUCCUCGGCGUCGGGAGGCAUUUAUGGCCUUACAGACUACAGACACUCCUUUGAUUCCUAUCCAAGAUGUUCAAACCCGGUGGAAUUCAACCUUCCUGAUGCUUAACCGUGCUAAGCGACUACAACGAUUCUACGAUCAGUACUGUAUAGACCAUCAGUAUCUUCAUUUCAAGCUUGAUCAGGAAGAAUGGCGACAGGUGGACUAUCUUCUUCUCCUCACAAAACCCUUUUUCGACUUUACAACUGCACUGUCACAGACUAAAGAUAUCACUGUACACAAUAUCUUUAGUAUUUACAACAAACUCUUCUCCCAUCUCGAUACAGCAGAGUCAAAGCUGAAAAAUAAAGGUGUUAUCUGGAAAAGGCAUAUGCUCCAGGCUCUACAGACCGCCAAAACCAAACUGUCAAAGUACUACACUGCUACCGAUUACGAGCCAUACGGGGAUAUCUACGCAUUUGCUACAAUUCUUUGCCCAUCCAAAAAACUCCGGUACUUCUCUUCCUCUGAUUGGCAAGGGGAUAUUGACUAUGUUAAACACUACCAUGAAGUUUUAAAACAAGGGUUCGACCGGUAUAAGGCUAGACUCUAUGAGGGUCUUGAGAGUACUGCUUUGGAGGAUCCAUCCGGAGAGUCUGCUGAUGAUAGUGACUACGAUUUGGAUGCUAUCUGUGCCUCUCAGAAUCAAAUACCUGAAGAAACAAUACUGCCCUAG